Molecule: messenger RNA, 1771 nt
Organism: Colletotrichum destructivum
Lineage: Eukaryota; Fungi; Ascomycota; Sordariomycetes; Glomerellales; Glomerellaceae
Product: Putative 2EXR domain-containing protein
Exons: 2
Coding region: 629-1552 (307 amino acids)
Source: RefSeq, a predicted model, not a curated record
UACUGUCGCCUCUAGGAAGUCUAACUUGAGGUACCUGUAGGAAAUUGUCCGUCGGGAAUCCUACGACCAGGAAGCAUGAGUUUGCUUACCCCCCCCCCCCCCCCCGGUCACCCCGACCCGAGGCCUUGGGUUCUGGGCCGCCACAUUUUCUUCUUUGGCACAGACGUAACUCACUGGGUGUGGGUGUGCCUGUGGCCGCCAAAUAGUCAUGAUUCACGACAUACCGCAUGCCAACCAACUACUUUCUGCGCAGACGACCUUUUUCCCCCUUUAGGGUAUCCGGUGACCUGGUUAUUAUGGGAGGAGAGCCGGGGCUGGGUAUUUGUCAAAGAAGUCUAAUGAUGUCUCGGGCUGCCUUGAGGCCCUUUUGCGGGACUCAGGUUGGCAGGCAUAUCCUUUUAUCCUUUGUCGUCGUUUGCCUGGGAUGGCACUGGUAGCCGCGGCGCCGCGGUGAUAUAAUAACCACUCACGCUUGCCACCGCCCCCCCUCCGACCUCCGUCAUCAUGUGUUCCGCACUGGCCCAGCAAUACCUCGUUCGCUCCGGGAUACUCUCAUCUUACUCACCCUACUCGACGACAUCUUGAACCCCUCAGCCCCGCCGUCGCCUCCCCGAGCUGCUUACGGACCAUGACGCCCGCCACGAUAACGCCCGCGCCGGGCAGACGAACGGACGGUCGCCUCGCGCAGGCCACGCUACCUAGGCCCCUGGACCACUUCCAUCUCUUCCCCAGACUGCCCGUAGAGCUACGCCUCAGGAUCUGGGACUUCAACCUCCCGCAGCCGCGGGUCGUCCCCAUCAGAUGCGGCGCCAAGUCCCUCUCCUUCGCCUCCCACUCCCAGUCCCCGCCGCUGUCGACGAGCGGGUGCACCUCGUACACCGCCGUCCCCGUCAACCUCCACGUCUGCCACGAGUCCCGCCGCGAGGCCCUGGUAUCGUAUCGCCCCAGCUUCGGCAUGACGCGCAACCCGGGCCAGAUCUUCUUUAACAAGGCCCACGACGUCCUCUAUUUCGGCGCCCGCGACGGCUACAUGGCCUCUGAGGCCCAGUUUCUCACCGUCAUGGCCCUCUGCGACCCCUCAGACCUCGCCGACGUGCGCCACCUCGCCAUUAACGACUCCCUCUUCUGGGUCGACAGCACAUAUCAGUCGAUGAGCGCCGCGAACCUGGCGGUCGAGGUCCUCAAGCAGGUCCGCUUGCGCAUGCCGAGGCUGGAGCGGCUCGUGUUCGUGCCUCGCGACGAGAACCCUGUCUACGACGACCAGGUCGACCUGGUCCCGACAAACCCCCACGGCAUGCUCGAGCAGCGGAUGGCGAGGCAAAUGGAGGCGGCCAUGAGGGCCGUCUGCGGCCUCUUCCCAGACUGGAUACCGCCACGCUGGUGCAUUAUGGCGCUCGGGACGGCGCAACCGGAGACCCAAGAACAGACGACUCAUGUCCCUUCACCGUCGGGGUCCAUCUCGGACUGUUUCAUUCCUUGCUCCUUGCAAGGUGAUGCAAUGACGACGGCAUCGUCUUGCGUGUUGAGAAGGGAGUGCUCUCCGCGUGCGUAGCCUUUCUUCAAGACGACGUGAUGGGUCGGCCAGAUUGCAUUUCAAAGAUACCCUUGGGCUGUUAUCGGCGUUGAAGGUUUGGAAGAGAGGGAAAAAAGGAGUUAAUGAAGAACCCAUGUCGAAAUCGGAUGAUAUCUGCCGCGAGGGUUUUACGGUCUUGAAGAAGCUACAUGUACUAACAAACAAAAGCUAAGUUUUGCGUUCAAAAUAUACCAUGAC